AUGACUGGGAGGAGUAGCGAGUGGCCAUCUGCAAAGAGGGCAGUACCUGGGAUAAAUCUCAGCCCUUUGUUUUCUCCAUCCACCGCCUUUUCUUUCUUGUCUUCCUUAUCACCUCACCGGCCUUGGCUCUUGUUUGACCCGCCCACAAUUGUCUUUGAGGUGGCUGGAGAUGAAUUCAUAGCCCAACUUGGAAUGGAUGGUGUGGAGGAGACAUUGGUGGAGGUUAUAAUCAUAGAUGAGUAA
This is a messenger RNA of Ilex paraguariensis (yerba mate), 243 nucleotides long. The record is from the annotation of a GenBank genome assembly. NCBI's taxonomy places the organism in Eukaryota, Viridiplantae, Streptophyta, Magnoliopsida, Aquifoliales, Aquifoliaceae.